GCAAAGCGAAAGAGGAGGAUUACAGCUUUACAGGGGGGAUUACAAAGGGGACCGGAGCCAUUUCUCCUUGGAAGUUCCUCACCCUUUGCAAAAAUGUCCGGAACUUGUCUGCUACUUCAGUUCUUAUCCCUCACCUGCUUACUUUCACAGUUCUUUCAUACUUGCCUCGGCGAUGUCGGCACGGCGGCCUGGUAUUCUCCCCCAUAUUUACCCACGGCAUGUUAUGGAAGCGACCCCUCUCCAUUCCCAUCAAGCAAUUUGUUUGCGACGGCCGGUGACGGAAUAUGGGACAAUGGCGCGUCGUGCGGGAGGCAGUACUUGGUGAGGUGCAUCAGUGCUUCAAAAAGGGAUGUUUGUGUUAAAGACCAGACAAUUCAGAUUAAGAUUAUCGAUUAUUUUGGUUCAGCGCCUUCUUUGCCGUCAAUUAAUGGCACCACCAUGGUUUUGUCCAAGACUGCUUUCGAGACUAUAGCAAAUGCAACCGUUGCUGAUAAAUUCAUCAAUAUUGAAUUUCAACAGGUAUGAUAUGCGAAAUGGCGUUGGAUUGAUUUGUCUCUCAACUUUCAAUGGAUGAAUGAUGAAGAAAUGCAAUUCUAGAACCUUUUGAUUGGGGAUUUGUAUUUGUAAGAUUUUUUUUAUAUAUAUAUUUCAAUAACGCGUAUAUAAUAUAUCUCAUGUGUCAAUUUUUACUAAAUAAAUCAAAGGGGAGAACCUUUCGUUAUCGCGGAA
Alnus glutinosa is the source of this 729-nucleotide messenger RNA. Its product is annotated as EG45-like domain containing protein 2. The transcript is spliced from 3 exons. Bases 94 to 525 code for a protein of 143 amino acids. Lineage: Eukaryota; Viridiplantae; Streptophyta; Magnoliopsida; Fagales; Betulaceae. The record is from RefSeq and is a predicted model, not a curated record.